AUGGGGCGAAGGGGUUUUAACCGGAGCAAGUCGCGGCGGGGUACGUCGCGGCGCGCUAGAGCGGGCGCAAUCGCGGCCACGCGGCCCGGGCGCGCGCACACACCUCGUUGCAACCCGCGGCCGGCUGACAGGUUUGCGGAACCCCUUUCAUGUGCAUUUGAGGUGGAAGCCGCACGGCGGCCUCAAAUUGAGGGCAAGAGCUCUCGGGACAAGCAAAAGAACGCGGCCAUGGAUGAUCUUCCGAUUGACGUCAUCCUGACGGUGGCUCGCCAGCUGGCAGCCCAGGACCCGCCGUCCCUGCUGUGGUCCACGUGCGCCAGCAGCGGCUUCCGCCGCAUAAUAGAAAAACAUCCCGAGGUCUGGAAGGAAGCUGUACCAUUUUUGGCCUCAGAGGGCGAUGCACUUGUUGAGAUCCACCAAAAGCUGACGGUCCAAGAUCCCCUCUCCUUUCUGCGGGCCGUCGCGUCGUGCAAAGCCUUUGAGGCGGCGGCGGAAACAAACCCUGCCUUGUGGAAGGAAGCUUUCCACGGCUCGGCAAAGGAGCAACGCAUCUGGGCUCUGCAGACUUUCCUAUCCGAAGAGGGAGCAAAGCUAGACUCUGAACUAGAAAUCUUGGGAGGGUACAAUAAGAGUGGCAUUCAGAGUUUGUACUCGGAUGCUUCCAUUGUCGAUUGCAUUGUUGAAUGGGCAACGGACGACGAUGCCAAAAUUCGCUGUCAUGACUUCAAGCCUCUGAGCGGGAUCCUCCAAAAGCUGGCGGCCCAAGAUCCCCCCUCGUUUCUGCAGGCGGUCGCGUCGUGCAAAGCUUUUUGGGCGGCAGCGGAAACAAACCCUGCCUUGUGGAAGGAAGCUUUUCACGGCUCGGCAAAGGAGCAAAGCAUCUGGGCUCUUCGGAACUACCUGACGGAAGAGGGCGCAAUAUUAGAGGCUGAAUUGGAAGUCUUCGGAGGGUACAAGCGCGUUCUAGAAGCGACUUGGGCGAACCAGGUUGUUGAAGAACAUGAACAGAACCCUCAAGCAAAGCGCGAGUCGGAGUCGUUUCCGGGCACAAGCGGCUUCAGCUCAUCACGCCUUUCUCUUUACAGUUCGAGGUUUGUUGUUCUUGUAAGGUUGCUUGGGGUGCUGGUGGCUUAUGGCGUUCACAGCCCAAAACUACAAACGGGAAAGAUAGGCGUAAUAGCGAUCCCACUUCAUCUUCAACCGCUGUACUCGUUCAAGGAGAUAGGGCAGGCUUUGGGAGACAUAUACGCCGAGGGCCGUGCGGGUACUGACGAUUGGGGGUUUGGCUCAGUUUCGAGGUUUGCCGCGAGCGGGCCAAACAUCGCGCGCACCGCGGCUAGGCUCUCAAACCGCGGGCAACAGCACGCGUACGGCGGCCGCGCUAUCGCGCCCGCCUGCGUCGGAGCCGCGCAGGACGCGCAGCUGCGCAAUUACCACUUCUGCCGCGACGCUAUGGAUGAUCUUCCGGCGGAUGCUCUUGUCGAGAUCCUCCAAAAGCUGGCGGUCCAAGAUCCCCUCUCUCUUCUGCGGGCCGUCGCGUCGUGCAAAGCCUUUGAGGCGGCGGGAGAACGAAACCCUGCCUUGUGGAAGGAAGCCUUUCACGGCUCCGCAAAGGAGCAGCGCAUCCCGGCUCUGCAGACUUUCCUAUCCGAAGAGGGAGCAAAGCUAGACGCUGAACUAGAAAUCUUCAAGUUGGGAGGGUACAAACAUUUUCGUUCAGAGGAGUGCCCCCGGCCCGCGUGA
Klebsormidium nitens is the source of this 1743-nucleotide messenger RNA. The record is from the annotation of a GenBank genome assembly. Lineage: Eukaryota; Viridiplantae; Streptophyta; Klebsormidiophyceae; Klebsormidiales; Klebsormidiaceae.